CACAGCGAGUGCUAUCUUCGACUGGACCGCACGUACACGAAUAUUACGCAUCCUGGAGAGGAAUGUAUAUUCCCCGCACGGCGGAAUCAGGUGCUUCCGCGAUAAUAUCCAGACGACAGCAAACAUCCAUGGCUGACUUUCUCCCCGGCGUCUGCUUGGACGCAGCCGGGCUGGUCACGAUUGCUGAAAUCACAGCCGUCGCCCGGCGAACCGCACUAACCGGCACGUCUGUGCUCUCAGAUAUGUUCAUCCUCUGCCCUGGACUGCAUCGCCAACAGUCAGCUCCGGAGCUCAGUAAGGGGGAGUACCCCGCCGUUGCCGCCAUGACAACUGGGUAUAUCUUCCGAGUAGAAAAUCCUGCAACAGUCUGCUUUCUCCAAAGGGUAGGGAAGACGGGCCAUCUGACGACCCUUCAUGUUUCCUCCCCAACAACAUUUAAUGAACAGAGCAAGAAGAACGCACAAAAGUCGGCAUCAGUAACAUGGAGGCAAUAUCUGUCUAUUUUGCAGGUGCCCGGCAUGAUUCCCGCUCUGGGAUCGCGCGAACAACCAGUCGUUCCAAUAGCGUAUACAUGCGCCGUAUGCGUAACAAUCGCCAUGCUUAUUGUAUAUCUUUGGCUUCAGGAUUGGUGGGGUGUAUUUUGCCUGCUCUCCCUUGUUCUCGCGCGACUAUGCAACAUCCUCGUCAUCCAACGCCGAUGCCGCGAGGCGGGGUGGAAAGGAGCUCCCGAGCCAGGCGUUCAAGGUGAUCUCCUUGUCCUCCUAAGCGGCGACUGCUGGGUGCGUAUCCAAGGCGCAGUGGACGACCUGAAAGCCAUCACCGCGGGCCAGUGGAUGCGAGACCGGAGCGUCGGCGAAGACGUUGUAUCGGCAGUUGCAACUCUUCUCGUAUACGUCAGCGCGGUGCUGGUGUGCAAUAUCAGUAAGACUGGGCAGGUUUUACUGCUUUCUGGGAUGAUUGUGUCCGCUGGGCUGUUGUUUUUGGCCAAUGCUGCAACUGCCACAAUGAACAUGAACGGCAGGGAAAUUCGGGUCGUCAAGGUUUCGAAGAGGUAUUUUCGUCGGCGGGACCUGGCUGAUGAGCUGAUAUGA
Messenger RNA from Aspergillus nidulans FGSC A4, 1091 nucleotides. RefSeq lists its product as uncharacterized. NCBI's taxonomy places the organism in Eukaryota, Fungi, Ascomycota, Eurotiomycetes, Eurotiales, Aspergillaceae. The transcript is spliced from 2 exons. The record is from RefSeq and is a predicted model, not a curated record. The coding region runs from base 63 to 1091 and encodes 342 amino acids.